Melanotaenia boesemani (Boeseman's rainbowfish) is the source of this 2219-nucleotide messenger RNA. It is a transcript of the gene npr3, whose product is annotated as natriuretic peptide receptor 3. NCBI's taxonomy places the organism in Eukaryota, Metazoa, Chordata, Actinopteri, Atheriniformes, Melanotaeniidae. The record is from RefSeq and is a predicted model, not a curated record. The coding region runs from base 293 to 1801 and encodes 502 amino acids. The transcript is spliced from 8 exons. Gene Ontology annotation, molecular function: peptide hormone binding; natriuretic peptide receptor activity. Gene Ontology annotation, biological process: vasodilation; regulation of blood pressure. Gene Ontology annotation, cellular component: membrane.
GCAGAAGGACCCUGAAAAGAUGCUUGAAAACUCCAGGCUGCAGCCAGCGCGCGUGCUGCUGCUGGCGGAGCUGGAAGGACCUCCGAGCCGAGCAGAAACGACUUGGAGCGGGUGGGAAGGAGCACCAGCGCAGAGGACGUUUCCCCGCAGAUCUGCAGCCCUAAAGCCAGAGCGAGUUGUUCUGGACCCGCGGAGCCCACGAAGGAGGUCGGAGCCGCAGCUGGAAGUGGAGGAAGCGCUUGGAGAACAUCUCCAACACUUUGAUCUGAGCUGAGACCGGAUCUCCGGCACCAUGCCACUGUGGGUGUUCUCCCUAAUGCUCCUCAGUCCGGUUCUGACCAGCACCAUCUCCGAACAGAUAGAGGUUCUGGUGUUUCUGCCACAAAACAACUCUUUCCUGUUCUCACGCGCGAGAGUCGCUCCAGCGAUCCGUUACGCGCAGCAGACGCUCCAGGAGGACGGAGGAAAGUUCUCCGGGUUCCGCUUCAACAUCCACUUUGAGAACUCCGACAGGACCAACAGUGCCUUGCUGACCUUAGUGGACCAGUCCUGCGGACAGAAACCAGACCUGAUCCUCGGUCCGGUGCGCGAGUACGAGGCUGCGGGGGUGGUGAGGCUGGCAUCCUACUGGCGGAUCCCGGUCAUCUCGGCAGGUGCUUUGGCCACCGCCUUCGGCAUCAAGGACUCGGAGUACUCCCACCUGACCCGGAUCGCCCCGUCCUACGUGAAGAUGGCAGAGACGUUCAAGGUGAUGUUCGCACGCUUCGACUGGAAGAGCGCGCUGCUCGUGUACGAGGACGACAGGCAGGAGCGGAACUGCUACUUCACUUUGGAAGGGAUUCACCAGCUGAUGGAGGAUCAUCUGUUUAAGAUUCACGCGGUGGCGGAAGAAGAACCACUCUACACCGAGGACAUCCUCCACGACAUCCAGGACUCUGAAGUGGUGAUCAUGUGCCUGAAGGCAGAUCGGAUCCGGGAAGUGAUGCUGGCGGCGAACCGGAACCAGCUGACCGGAGGAAACCACGUCUUCUUUAACGUUGAACUUUUCAACUCGUCGGCUUAUGCUGCAGGUAACGGCUCGUGGAGGAGAGGAGAUGAACAUGAUGACGAUGCCAGACGAGCCUUCGCCUCUCUGAAAACCAUCACUCUGCUGAGGACACUCAAACCCGAGUUUGAGAACUUCUCGGUGGAAAUGAGGAAGUCGAUAGAAAGAAGCGGACUUUCUGACUGCAGAGACUGUGGACAUGUGAACAUGUUUGUUGAGGGCUUCCAUGACGCCCUGCUGCUGUACGCCCUGGCCUUACACGAUGCCAUGAAGAGCGGCUACAGUAAGAAGAACGGGACGGAGGUCACCUCCCGCAUGAGGAACCGAACAUUUGAAGGAAUUGCUGGUCAGGUGUCCAUGGAUACCAAUGGAGACAGAGAUGGAGAUUUCUCUGUGAUGGCCAUGACUGAUGUUGAAGCAGGAACCUACGAGGUGGUGGCCAACUUCUUCGGAGCGAGCGGAAGCUUCCAGUUGCAGCCGGGCUUCAACCCGGACCGUUUCACUCUGAAAGGUCGACAUGAAGCUCAACCAGAUCUUCCAGACAAACCAGAGAAAUCCUGUGAACUAGGAGUCUCGGCCCUGACUGGAGUCGGAGUGGGAGCUGUUCUGGGAGCUGCCAUGCUCAUAGCGUUCUACUUCUUCAGGAAGAAUUACAGGAUCACCAUUCAGCGUCGGACACAUGGGGAAGAGCGAGAGUCCAGGAAGCACCGCCAGCUACGAGAGGACUCCAUCAGGUCCAACUUCUCUGCAGCUUAACCAGUGACCCCAACCACAGAAUCUUCCAUCAACUGUCACCAAAGACUUGGCAAUGAUUUACUUUUGAAACGCAGACUUGUGUUUGUAUUCCAACAUCUUUUUAACUUCUAACUUGGGACAGUCAUUACAGGCACAAAGAUUUGCCUUCAUAUUUAUACUGCUGCAGUCAGCAUCCUGUUUUUAUAUUCAGAUAACACCUGGUCCCAGAGACUGCCACCGGCUCGGUCCACAUUAACCAAGCAGCAGACUGGAUGUGGUCUAGUUCUGGCUUCAGUGUGACACAAAGAGGACUCAUAUUUUAAGCUACUCCACCAGAACACCAGCAAAGCAUCAUUCUGUAAUUAAACACAUUGCAUAAAGUAUGUGUGUAUAUAUAUAUAUAUAUAUAUAUAUAUAUAUAUAUAUAUAUAUAUAUACA